Messenger RNA from Vitis riparia (riverbank grape), 633 nucleotides. Its product is annotated as cilia- and flagella-associated protein 20. The record is from RefSeq and is a predicted model, not a curated record. The coding region runs from base 46 to 618 and encodes 190 amino acids. Lineage: Eukaryota; Viridiplantae; Streptophyta; Magnoliopsida; Vitales; Vitaceae. The transcript has 6 exons.
CGAAACGACGCCGUCUUGCACUGCAUCCAGAUGAAUUGAGCGAAAAUGUUUAAGAACACAUUCCAGUCAGGGUUUCUAUCAAUUCUAUACAGCCUCGGGAGCAAGCCUUUGCAGAUUUGGGAUAAAGAAGUUGUCAAUGGCCAGAUAAAACGAACUCAAGAUGAAGAUAUACACUCCAAUGUCCUUGAAAUAGUUGGGUCAAAUGUCCAAUCCACAUACAUUACAUGCCCAGCAGACCCUGCUGCAACACUUGGUAUAAAGCUACCGUUCUUGGUUAUGAUUGUAAAGAAUCUAAAGAAAUAUUUCACGUUUGAGAUUCAAGUGCUGGAUGAUAAGAAUGUCAGGCGACGUUUUCGUGCUUCUAAUUUUCAAGCUGUGACUCGAGUGAAGCCAUAUAUAUGCACUAUGCCAUUGAGGAUGGAUGAGGGAUGGAAUACGAUCCAGUUGAAUCUUGCUGAUUUUACCAGAAGAGCAUAUGGAACCAACUAUGUUGAGACAUUGCGAGUUCAGGUUCAUGCAAAUUGCCGGCUGAGAAGGAUUUAUUUCUCUGACCGCCUUUACUCAGAAGAGGAACUCCCACCAGAAUUCAAACUGUAUCUCCCAAUGCAGAAAGCAUGAUGAGUUUCAGCAAAC